AUGAAAUCAGAUCCUAGCGCAAGGAAAUCAAACGUCCUAUGCGAGUUCCACCAGGAAAGAGGACACAGGACCGAAGAUUGCAUAGGUCUACGACAAGAAGUAGUCAGAAUGCUGAACCAAGGAUACCUGAAGGAGCUGCUCAGCGACAAAGGAAGAGCCAACUUCGCCAGGGGACGCGAUCAAUCUCAAGGACCACCAAAACCGCCAUCCCCAGCACGAACCAUACAGAUGAUCGUCGGCGGCGGUGACGACUCAACGAUCAACCACGUAAAAUUAAACUCCACACACAAGUUGAAACGCACGAUCGCUCACGAACGAAUCAUGGUAGACUUCGGAAGCGACGCGUGUAUUAUCCACCCGAGGGUUUUCACGCAAAUGAGGCUCGAAGAUAAGGUAAUACCGCGUUACAUAACACUGACAGGUUUUAACAAUGGAGUAGAGCGUACCUCCGGAGAAAUAUCAUUGCCAGUCCUGGCGGGAGGAGUCACGCUGGAAACCACAUUUCACAUCAUGAACCAGGAAACGGCUUACAACGUCAGUAUAGGACGUCCAUGGAUACACGCCAUGCGAGCCAUCCCCUCGAGUCUCUAUCAGGUAAUCAAGUUUCCCACCCCAUGGGGAAUCUUCAGUAUCCGAGGUGAACCACGCACUGCCCAAGAAUGUUACCGGAUCGCCCAGGACUGCGCUCAUACCAAGCAACUGAAAGGAGCAAGCGUGGAAGCAUAG
This is a messenger RNA of Nicotiana attenuata, 726 nucleotides long. RefSeq lists its product as uncharacterized. Bases 1 to 726 code for a protein of 241 amino acids. The transcript has 2 exons. The record is from RefSeq and is a predicted model, not a curated record. Lineage: Eukaryota; Viridiplantae; Streptophyta; Magnoliopsida; Solanales; Solanaceae.